ACUAGAGUCUCCAAACACGGUGAUUUUAACAGUAAGCAUAGCAAGUUUUCAAUGGUAACAAAGUAACUGAUACACAGAUUACUCAGCAUUCCAAAAGCAGAAAUAUCAGCCAAAUAAUGUUACAUUGCUUAUAGCUUUUCUAUCUUCUCUACUAAAAAACAACAACUACUAGAAAUGCCAAUAUUAACAAAGUAACGCUUUUCUAUCUUCUCUACUGAAAUGCCAAAGCUUAUAGCUUUUCUAUCUUCUCUACUAAAAAACGUUGCUGAAUCAAAUGAUACCAACCAACAACAACUACUACUACAACAACAAAAGAUCUCAGUUUUUCAAGGCUUAACUCGACCCAACAUCUCAAUUCAAAGCUACCUUGAAAGAAUUUUCAAGUAUGCAAAUUGUAGUCCAUCAUGUUUCAUUGUUGCAUAUGUUUAUCUUGAUCGUUUCACUCAAAAACAACCUUAUUUGCCUGUUAAUUCCUUCAAUGUUCAUCGGUUGCUCAUUACAAGUGUUAUGGUGGCUGCUAAAUUCAUGGAUGACAUAUACUACAACAAUGCUUACUAUGCAAAAGUUGGAGGAAUCACCACCAUAGAGAUGAAUUUUCUUGAAUUGGACUUUUUAUUUGGUUUGGGAUUUCAUUUAAAUGUAACUCCAAACACUUUCCAAGCCUAUUGUGUUCACCUACAAAGUGAAAUGAUGCUGAUGCAACCUCUAAAUUUUACAGAUUAUUCCUUAAGUUUAGGAAAACCACUAAAUACCCAUUUAUGUUUUAAUGAAGAUGAAUCUUCACAUCAAAAGCAACAACAGUUAGCUGUGUGAAAUUUUUCUUCAUUUCAUGCAUAUGUAAUAUUCUGCUUGUAGAGGGUUGUGAACCAAUUAAAAUUUGAAUUCCAUUAUUAUAAAAUAUAAUUGUCUCUUCUUUACA
Lathyrus oleraceus (garden pea) is the source of this 919-nucleotide messenger RNA. RefSeq names its product cyclin-U4-1. Bases 220 to 813 code for a protein of 197 amino acids. Gene Ontology annotation, biological process: regulation of cyclin-dependent protein serine/threonine kinase activity. NCBI's taxonomy places the organism in Eukaryota, Viridiplantae, Streptophyta, Magnoliopsida, Fabales, Fabaceae. The record is from RefSeq and is a predicted model, not a curated record. The transcript has 2 exons. Gene Ontology annotation, molecular function: protein kinase binding.